AUGGGAAGGGCUCCUUGCUGUGACAAAGCCAACGUCAAGAAAGGUCCAUGGUCACCUGAAGAAGAUGCCAAACUCAAGUCUUAUAUCGAGCAGCAUGGUACUGGUGGCAAUUGGAUAGCCCUGCCCCAGAAGAUAGGCCUUAAGAGAUGUGGAAAAAGUUGCCGUCUUAGAUGGCUGAAUUAUCUUCGCCCGAACAUUAAACAUGGGGGUUUCUCAGAAGAAGAAGACAACAUCAUCUGCAGCCUCUAUGUCAGUAUAGGAAGCAGGUGGUCAAUUAUAGCAGCACAAUUACCAGGUCGCACAGAUAAUGAUAUAAAGAACUAUUGGAACACAAGGCUGAAGAAGAAGCUCCUUGGCAAGCAAAGGAAGGAGCAACAGGCUCAAGCUCGCCGAGUCAGCAACCUGCAGAAGCAAGAGAUGAAAAGAGAAACCCAGAAUUUGACAGUGGCUUCUGCAGUUAUCAAUCAAGCUCCAUAUUGGCCGACAGAGUAUUCUUCCGUGCCCAUGCCAGUGGCUAAUGCUUCAAUCCAAGACUAUGAUCUCAACAGUCAAACAUCCCUCACAACUACAAUGAACAUGGUAAAUCAUGUGGCUGUUGGGAGUAAUGCAAGCAAUAGUGGGAGUGGCACUUAUGAGCCAUCAAAUAUUUUUCAAGGGUUUGAAAAUUUCACAAAUGAGUUGAGUGAGCUGGUCUAUGUGAACCCUCAACAAAUGGAUCGAGCAAUGGAGGGUUUUAAUUAUGGAAUGGAAUCCAUGGACAUGAGCAAUGGUGGUAGCACGAAUACGACUUCAACAGAAAGCACUAGUUGGGGAGACAUGAGCUCUUUGGUUUACUCUCCUUUGGUUUCUGACUAUGAAGGUUGCCGACAAGGAAUUCCUCAAGAUGUUGCAUUCGAGGAGUGUAAAUACUUUGGAAUGCAAAUGCAAUAA
Molecule: messenger RNA, 930 nt
Organism: Abrus precatorius (Indian licorice)
Lineage: Eukaryota; Viridiplantae; Streptophyta; Magnoliopsida; Fabales; Fabaceae
Product: transcription factor RAX3-like
Exons: 4
Coding region: 1-930 (309 amino acids)
Source: RefSeq, a predicted model, not a curated record